Messenger RNA from Rangifer tarandus platyrhynchus (Svalbard reindeer), 5451 nucleotides. NCBI's taxonomy places the organism in Eukaryota, Metazoa, Chordata, Mammalia, Artiodactyla, Cervidae. The record is from the annotation of a GenBank genome assembly.
AUGUUUAAUAAGUCAUUUGGAACACCCUUUGGGGGUGGCACUGGUGGCUUUGGCACAACUUCAACAUUUGGGCAGAAUACUGGAUUUGGCACUACUAGUGGAGGGGCGUUUGGAACAUCUGCAUUUGGUUCUAGCAACAAUACUGGAGGCCUGUUUGGAAGUUCACAGACCAAACCAGGAGGCUUAUUUGGUACCAAUUCAUUUAGCCAGCCAGCUACCUCCACAAGCACUGGCUUUGGGUUUGGCACAUCAACAGGAACAUCAAAUAGCUUGUUCGGAACUGCAAGCACAGGAACCAGCCUCUUCUCAUCCCAAAACAAUGCCUUUGCACAAAAUAAGCCAACGGGCUUUGGGAAUUUUGGAACAAGUACCAGCAGUGGGGGACUUUUUGGAACUACAAAUACCACCUCUAAUCCUUUUGGUAGCACAUCUGGCUCUCUCUUUGGGCCAAGUAGUUUUACAGCUGCUCCUACUGGGACUACUAUUAAGUUUAACCCUCCAACUGGUACUGAUACUAUGGUUAAAGCUGGAGUGAGCACUAACAUCAGUACCAAGCACCAGUGUAUUACUGCUAUGAAAGAAUAUGAAAGCAAGUCACUAGAGGAGCUUCGUUUAGAGGAUUAUCAGGCCAACCGGAAAGGCCCACAGAACCAGGUGGGAGCGGGUACCACAACUGGCUUGUUUGGGUCUUCUCCAGCCACCUCCAGUGCGACAGGACUCUUCAGCUCUUCCACAACAAAUUCAGGCUUUGCUUACGGUCAGAACAAAACAGCCUUUGGAACUAGUACAACUGGAUUUGGAACAAAUCCUGGUGGUCUCUUUGGCCAGCAGAAUCAAACUACCAGCCUCUUCAGCAAACCAUUUGCCCAGCCCACAACCACCCAGACCACUGGUUUUUCCUUUGGUAAUACCAGCACACUAGGACAGCCAAGCACCAACACCAUGGGUCUGUUUGGAGUAACCCAAGCCUCACAGCCAGGAGGUCUUUUUGGGACAGCUACAAACACCAGCACUGGGACAGCAUUUGGAACAGGAGCUAGUCUCUUUGGGCAGACCAAUACUGGAUUUGGUGCUGUUGGUUCGACCCUGUUUGGAAAUAACAAGCUUACUACGUUUGGAACCAGCACAACCAGUGCUCCUUCAUUUGGUACAACGAGUGGCGGGCUCUUUGGUAACAAACCAACCCUGACUUUAGGAACCAAUACAAACACUUCCAAUUUUGGAUUCGGCACAAAUACCAGUGGGAAUAGUAUUUUUGGAAGUAAACCAGGACCUGGCACUCUGGGAACGGGGCUUGGUGCAGGAUUUGGAACAGCUCUUGGUGCUGGACAGGCAUCUUUGUUUGGGAACAGCCAACCUAAGCUCGGAGGGUCCCUUGGUACAGGAGCCUUUGGGGCCCCUGGAUUUAAUACAACGACAGCUACUUUGGGCUUUGGAGCCCCCCAGGCCCCAGUAGCUUUGACAGAUCCAAAUGCUUCUGCUGCCCAGCAGGCUGUUCUCCAACAGCACAUCAAUAGUCUGACAUACUCACCUUUCGGAGACUCUCCUCUCUUCCGGAAUCCCAUGUCAGAUCCUAAGAAGAAAGAAGAGAGAUUGAAACCAACAAAUCCAGCAGCCCAAAAGGCUCUUACUACACCUACUCAUUAUAAACUGACACCCCGCCCUGCCACCAGAGUCCGACCAAAGGCUUUACAAACAACAGGCACAGCCAAGUCACAUCUUUUUGAUGGACUGGAUGACGAUGAACCAUCCUUAGUCAAUGGAGCAUUCAUGCCCAAGAAGAGCAUUAAGAAGUUGGUUUUGAAAAACCUUAACAAUAGCAGUCUAUUCUCUCCUGUUAAUCGUGAGUCGGAAGAUCUAGCUUCACCAUCUGAUUAUCCAGAAAAUGGAGAGAGAUUCAGUUUUCUGAGCAAACCAGUGGAUGAGAAUCAUCAGCAGGAUGGAGAAGAUGAUUCUCUUGUGUCACGUUUUUAUACUAACCCUAUUGCCAAACCCAUUCCUCAAACGCCAGAAAGUGCUGGAAAUAAACAUAACAGCAGCAACAGUGUAGAUGAUACCAUCGUUGCAUUAAACAUGCGUUCUGCCUUGCGAAAUGGACUGGAAGGAAGCAGUGAAGAGACCUCUUUUCAUGAGGAGUCACUGCAGGAUGACCGAGAAGAAAUCGAAAAUAAUACUUACCAUAUACAUCCAGCAGGCAUCAUUCUCACUAAGGUUGGCUACUAUACUAUUCCAUCCAUGGAUGACCUUGCUAAAAUUACCAAUGAAAAAGGAGAGUGCAUUGUCUCUGACUUCACUAUUGGUCGUAAAGGUUAUGGUUCGAUCUAUUUUGAAGGAGAUGUGAAUUUGACAAAUCUAAAUUUAGAUGACAUUGUACAUAUCCGAAGGAAAGAAGUGAUUGUCUACUUAGAUGAUAACCAAAAACCACCUGUGGGUGAAGGACUAAAUAGAAAGGCUGAAGUUACAUUGGAUGGAGUUUGGCCAACAGAUAAAACAUCUCGCUGUUUAAUAAAGAGCCCAGAUCGACUUGCUGAUAUCAACUACGAGGGAAGAUUGGAAGCAGUUUCAAGGAAACAGGGAGCUCAGUUCAAAGAGUACCGUCCUGAAACGGGUUCUUGGGUGUUUAAGGUCUCUCAUUUUUCUAAGUAUGGCCUUCAGGAUUCUGAUGAAGAGGAGGAGGAACGGCCUUCCAAAACUAGUACAAAGAAGUUGAAGACUGCCCCUUUACCUCCUGCAGGCCAGGCCACACCAUUCCAGAUGGCUCUUAAUGGCAAACCAGCACCUCCACCCCAGAGCCAGAGCCCAGAGGUGGAGCAGUUAGGGAGGGUUGUGGAACUGGACAGUGACAUGGUAGAUAUCACCCAGGAGCCAAUUUUGGAUUCCAUGUUAGAAGAGAGCAUGCCUGAGGAUCAGGAACCCGUGUCCGCCUCAACACACAUUGCAUCUUCACUGGGAAUUAAUCCACAUGUGUUACAGAUCAUGAAAGCAUCAUUGCUUGCUGAUGAUGAAGAUGUAGAUACUGUCCUGGAUCAGCGGAUCACUCGCCUUCCUUCUAAAGCAGAUACUUCUCAAGAAAUAUGUUCUCCCAGGCUCCCCAUCUCAGCAACUCACUCAUCAAAACCUCGUUCAUUAGUAAGUGGGUUACUACAAUCAAAAUUUACAAGUGGAACUUUUCUUUCACCAAGUGCCUCUUUACAAGAAUGUCGUACUCCCAGAACAUCAUCGUUGAUGAAUAUCCCAUCCACAUCCCCUUGGUCUGUCCCUCCACCCCUGACUUCUGUAUUUACAGUGCGCAGCCCAGCCCCUGAAUUUCAGUUGAAAACAGUGGGUACACGCAGACAACCAGGCCUAGUCCCUCUUGAAAAGUCUGUCACCUAUGGAAAGGGGAAGCUCCUGAUGGACAUGGCCCUAUUUAUGGGACGAUCAUUUCGGGUUGGUUGGGGCCCCAACUGGACGCUUGCUAAUAGUGGAGAACAGCUAAGUGGUUCUCUGGAACUGGAAAAUCAUCAGAUUGCUGACUGUAUGGAAUAUGGAUUCCUGCCUAAUCCAGUAGCUGUUAAAUCCUUAACUGAGUCUCCAUUCAAAGUUCAUUUGGAAAAACUUAGUUUGAGGCAAAAGAAGCUGGACAAAGACCUACAAUUAUACCAGACAUCUCUGGAGCUUAAAUUAAAACAUAGCACUGUUCAUGUGGAUGAGCUGUGUCCUCUUAUUGUCCCCAAUCCGGGAGUUGCUGUCAUUCAUGACUAUGCAGAUUGGAUUAAGGAAGCAUCGGGAGAUUUAUUGGAACCACAAAUUGUGAAGCACUGGAGCCUAACAUGGACGUUAUGCGAAGCUCUGUGGGGCCACCUGAAGGAGCUUGAUAGCCAGUUGGAUGAGCCCAGUGAAUACAUUCAGAUUCUGGAGCGAAGGAGAGCUUUUUCUCGCUGGCUGUCCAAUACUGCCUCACCUCAAAUUGAAGAAGAAGUCUCAUUGACCCAAAAAGACAACCCUAUGGAGGCUGUCUUCAGCUACCUCACUGGCAAGAGGAUCAGUGAGGCCUGCUCCCUGGCCCAGCAGUCAGGUGAUCAUCGUCUUGCUCUUCUUUUAUCCCAGUUGGUUGGCAGCCAAUCAGUCCGUGAGCUGCUUACUAUGCAGCUGGUGGAUUGGCAUCAACUCCAGGCUGACUGCUUCAUCCAGGAGGAGAGACUGCGCAUCUUUGCCCUCUUGGCUGGAAAACCGGUAUGGCAGCUCUCAGAGCAGAAGCAAAUCAAUGUGUGCUCCCAGUUGGAUUGGAAACGCUCCCUGGCUGUCCAUCUUUGGUAUUUGCUUCCACCAACAGCUUCCAUUUCCAAGGCGCUCAGCAUGUAUGAAGAAGCAUUUCAGAAUACCUCUGAGGGUGACAGAUACGCCUGCUGUCCACUUCCCUCAUACCUGGAGGGCUCUGGAUAUGUGGUAGAGGAGGAGCAAGACUCACAGAGACCUCUUCAAGAUGUCUGCUUUCACCUUCUAAAACUCUACAGUGACAGACAUUAUGACCUCAACCAGCUGCUGGAGCCUCGAAGCAUAACUGCAGAUCCUUUGGACUAUCGCCUAAGCUGGCACUUGUGGGAGGUGCUACGGGCUCUUAACUAUACCCAUCUGUCAGAGCAGUGUGAGGGUGUGCUGCAGGCCAGUUAUGCUGGCCAACUGGAGAGUGAGGGCCUUUGGGAGUGGGCCAUCUUUGUCCUCCUGCACAUUGACAACUCAAGCACGCGGGAGAAGGCCGUUCGAGAGCUGCUUACCCGGCACUGCCAGCUGUUGGAGACGCCUGAAUCUUGGGCUAAGGAGACCUUCCUGACCGAGAAGCUUUGUGUGCCCGCUGAAUGGAUUCAUGAGGCCAAAGCUGUGCGAGCACACGUGGAAUCCGACAAGCACCUGGAGGCCCUCUAUUUAUUUAAAGCAGGACACUGGAACAGGUGCCAUAAACUCAUCAUCCGGCACUUAGCUUCCGAUGCCAUUAUUAAUGAGAACUAUGACUACCUGAAGGGGUUCUUGGAAGACCUGGCACCUCUGGAGCGCAGUGGCCUAAUCCAGGACUGGGAAACAUCCGGGCUUGUUUACCUGGACUACAUUCGGGUCAUUGAAAUGCUCCGUCAUAUACAGCAGGUGGAUUGCUCAGGUUAUGAACUUGAGCAGUUGCACACCAAAGUGACCUCACUGUGCAACAGGAUAGAGCAAAUCCAGUGUUACAAUGCCAAGGACCGCCUGGCUCAGUCAGACAUGGCCAAACGUGUAGCCAACCUGCUGCGGGUGGUACUGAGCCUUCAGCAUGCCCCUGAUGCAACCUCCGACUCAACGCCAGACCCUCAGCGAGUCCCUCUGCGCCUGUUGGCUCCCCACAUUGGCCGACUCCCCAUGCCUGAGGACUAUGCCUUGGAGGAACUGCGCAGCCUCACACAGUCCUACCUGCGGGAACUGACUGUCGGGAGCCAGUGA